Messenger RNA from Chiloscyllium plagiosum (whitespotted bambooshark), 2381 nucleotides. Its product is annotated as membrane protein FAM174A. The record is from RefSeq and is a predicted model, not a curated record. NCBI's taxonomy places the organism in Eukaryota, Metazoa, Chordata, Chondrichthyes, Orectolobiformes, Hemiscylliidae.
UCAGGCGUAAAUAUAGAUCUGGGAGGGUUGUUCUUAAGAGGGUUGGUAUGGACUUGUUGGGCUGAAGGGCCUAUUUCCAUAUUGUAGGGAAUCUAAUCAGUCCAGAGUAAACUAUGUUCCAGUCUGGAGUGAACUCUAUUCCACUCUGGCAGUAAACUGUGUUACAAUCUGGGAGUAAACAUUGUACAAGACCGGGAGCAAACUGUGUUCCAGUCCUGGAAUAAACUCCAUUCCAGUCCGGGAGUAAACUGUGAUCCAGUCCGCAUUUCCAUGAUGUCCUGUUUGUUCUCCACGUGGCGGAUUCUCUGGAGAAAUAAACAAGUGGCUCCACGUCCGGCCUGAGUGUCAGACUGCUCGCGCUCCCUCAGUAACGGUAACAGGUUGGGCCUCGAGCGGGAACUGGGCCUCGCGCCGGAGCUGGACUCGCACCCGGGUUGAGCCGCGGCUUUGCCAUGUGGCUGUUGGGGCCUCGGUUGCUCUGGCUCUGGCUCUGGCUCUGGCUCUGUCCGCUGAUGUGGGCCGGAGACGCGGUGUUCAAUUCGAAGACGUACGGGAGGAUGUUAGAAAGCCUAUCCAACAAGGUCCCUGUGCAGCAAGUAAACAGCAAUAACAGCAGCAGCAACAACGGUAGCAGUCCUGGGAUGGCGGCCGGAGGUAAACUCAUCAAGGACGGCAAUGUGCCUGCUGAUGAACAGUCCAUGAUGAUCCAGCGGGCUCUCUAUGUGCUCGUCGCUGUCACCGCCUUGGUGGUUGUGUACUUCGUGGUGAGGACCAUCAGGAUAAGAAAGAUUCACAGAAAGAACCGGAAGUAUGGUGUACUGAGUACAAAUCUUGAAAACAUGGAAAUGAAGCCUUUAGAUCAGGAAGAUGAUGAUGAGGAUGACACAUUAUUUGAUGUACAUCAAUCAAGAAGGUAAAUGCAGACCGUCUUAAGAGGGUGCCCUGCAAGAAAACCAAAGCUGUAGAGUAAUAUAAAGAAACUACCUACAUCUUGAUAUACCAGAAUGAGCUCCAAGUCUGUGUAUUGUACGCGAUUGUAAGUUAGUGUAAUUUUGUAGCUCUACUUUCUUGAAAAACGCGCUAUUUUAAUAAGAUAAAGCUUUUGAUUCUGAUAAUAAAUGUAAAUUAAAACUGAGAAUGUAUUUUUUUAAUUCCUUGCUAAAAUUGAGAAUUAUCUUUUUUUAAGGUUGCAAAUUCUCGACAUUUCUUUUGUACUUGUGAAUGCUAAUCUGAGUUUAAAUAGAAAUAAUCUGGGAUAUAGAAUUUUUGCUGGUUAAAAAAUCAAAUCUGUUCCUGAGUCAAACUCCAACCUCUUUUUAAAAUUACAAUCAGACUUCUAUAAUAAUAGUCUAGUGAUGGGAAUUGUAAAAAAAAAAACUGGUGGCUAAUAUUAGAUCUAGAGGUAAUAAGAUUUCCUUGGCAAUAUAAAUUGUUACUGUGGCUUGGAGCCCUAUGAGAAGGUAUUGGUACUGUAUAGUAAUUUGUUUAAAAUGAUUUUUUCUGUCAUGUUGCUAUUGUAGAUAAUGUGUAUUAUAUUAGCAUAUAUUUUGUACAGAAUAUACACUAUGUGAACAAACUAGGCAAAUGUUUACAAACUAACUACCUGAAGAGAAUUCCUUUUUAUUUGUUUCAUACGUUUCCAUUUAUUUCAAAGCAGCAUAGAAAUUUGAAAGAAUUUUUGCUUCAUGUUGAUCAAUGCUUCACAAUUACAUUUCUAUAAUAGUUUAUAGCUUUUUGACAAAUGAUCUUUCAGUACUCUUUGAGUAGGCGCACCAUUUCAAAAUAUGUUUCAAAGUGACAUCUUGAGUUUUAUGCCCACUGUGCAACAAUCUCCACCCCAGGCAGAAAAACGAUGCAGGUCCUAGAACUUGCCCGAGGUGGAACAGGAAUCAAACUCCAUGUUGCCCAGAGUUAUGGAUAGUGAUGGCAGAAGCUCUAAUUUAAUCCCAUCACGUGACUGACCCAGAAAUGUUUUCCAUUCUUGCUGCCUGCCAUUAUUUGGAAGGAUUUUGAAAGUUGAUGCUCAACCUGUUUGGCCACAUUAUAAAUACGCCUUCCUUGGCCAUCAAAUCCCUAUACAAGAUCGUAGAAAGCGUAAGUCCAGAAACCUUCGAUGAAUUCUGUGAUUUGGUGCAUUUUUCUAAAUUAUCCUCAUUCACCUGGUACUGAGAUCUUCACAUUAAUAAUUAAGAUAUGGCUGUAGAGCUUGUAAUAAUUUGCUACUCUCAGACCUACCUUUUGAACAGGUCAAUUAAAAUGCUUCCUAGUUUAGGUUACUCCUCUGCUUCAUGUGGGCAGUGUGGUAAGUGGGUCCCUGGCACUGCUUCCUCAAAGUGCCAGGGACCCAGGUUCAAUUCCAGCCUUGGGUGACUGUGCAAACU